CAAUUUCUUCUUUUUCAGGAAAUUUGUGCCACACCUCGGAUGUUUCCAGAUAACCCCCAGGAAGGGCAGGUGAAGCAAGGGCUGCUGGGGGACUGCUGGUUCCUGUGCGCCUGCGCCGCCCUGCAGAAGAGUCGGCACCUCCUGGAGCAGGUCAUUCCUCCCGGACAGCCGAGCUGGCUCGACCAGACGUACCGUGGCUCCUUCACCUGUCGAGUUUGGCAGUUUGGACGCUGGGUGGAGGUGACCAUAGAUGACCGUCUGCCUUGUCUUGCAGGGAGACUCUGCUUCUCCCGGUGCCAGAGAGAGGAUGUGUUCUGGCUUCCGUUACUGGAGAAAGUCUAUGCCAAGUACGCAUGCUGGAGGCUGGUGGGGCCGGGCCAGGGCGACUGGGCCACAGGACAGGCCUGCCAGCCUGAGCCCAUGCCUCCCCAGGUCCCAGCAGACGGCGGGGCCCAGGGCGCAGCCUCCCUGCUGCUACAGAAACCGCUGCUGAGCUGUGUGCCGCACUGCUACGCCCAGGAAGUGAGCCGGCUCUNUUGCAAUAAACUGGUGUUGACAGUUACGCUGCCCUGGCACGUGUCUGGCCUUGCUGACCGGAGGCGUCCCUUGUCCCGUAGCGGUCACUCACAGACCAUCGACGACCGUGCUAGUAGCAGCACAUUUGAGAACUGGCUGUGUGCCGCCAGGCACCGUCCUUGCCCAGGUGCCCGGGAGCUGGGGGAGUUUCACGCCUUCAUUGUCUCGGACCUGCGCGAGCUCCGGACGCCUGCUGGGCCCAGCAUCCUGCUCCUGCGUAUUCAGAACCCCUGGGGCCGGCGCUGCUGGCAGGGGCCCUGGAGAGAGGGGGGCGAAGGUUGGAGCCGGGUGGACGCGGCGGACCAGGCUGAGCUGCUGUCCCAGCUCCAGGAGGGGGAGUUCUGGGUGGAAGAGCAGGAGUUCCUCCGGGAGUUUGACGAGGUCACCAUUGGCUACCCGGUCACUGAGACCGGCCACUUGCAGAGCCUCUACUCAGAGAAGGUGCUGUGCUACACGCAGGCGCUGCCUGGAGCCUGGGUCAAGGGCCAGUCGGCGGGAGGCUGCCGGAACAACAGCGGCUUCCCCAGCAACCCCAAAUUCUGGCUGCGGGUCUCAGAACCCAGCGAGGUGUGCGCAUCCGUCCUGCAGAGGCCCAGGGUGCGCACGGCCGACUGGGCUGGCCGGGCCCGGGCCCCGACGGGGAACGACCGCACUGCGUGGAGCCCGGCGGGCGCCCCGGGCAAGGANCAUGGACAUUGA
Molecule: messenger RNA, 1275 nt
Organism: Hipposideros armiger (great roundleaf bat)
Lineage: Eukaryota; Metazoa; Chordata; Mammalia; Chiroptera; Hipposideridae
Gene: CAPN10
Product: calpain 10
Exons: 7
Biological process (GO): proteolysis
Cellular component (GO): cytoplasm
Molecular function (GO): calcium-dependent cysteine-type endopeptidase activity
Source: RefSeq, a predicted model, not a curated record